Messenger RNA from Geodia barretti, 553 nucleotides. The record is from the annotation of a GenBank genome assembly. NCBI's taxonomy places the organism in Eukaryota, Metazoa, Porifera, Demospongiae, Tetractinellida, Geodiidae.
ACACAUAGUAACCGAGGCAACACGUCUUAUCAGUUUCAUCUGCAGUUCAGCAAUUGAAAUACUAGCUCGCGAUCCUGCUCCAGUACCGAUGAUAGUUACCGAACAGUUACAUACAUACGUACCUCUAAACAAUAUAUACCAAUUGAGUGCUACAAUAACUACACAACUACACAGAGUCGUUCACUCCAUAGUGUCAGUGCCUCUACUUGACAUAGAGUUCCAUAAAUUCAACUGGAGAAUCAUCGAAACCACCAUCCAAUUGACACAGUCUGACCUCUAUAGGGUCAGAGGUGGGGCUGGGGAGUGUCUUAGUGAAGUAUGGAGGAUUGUUGAAUGAGCAACAGCUACUGCUGCUACCACAGCCUUCACCAUCCCAGAGAGGAUCAUCUGGAUGGAAGCCUACAGAAUCUUCUGAGGUUCCUGAUUCACAGAAAUAGUCUCCACCCAUAAAUGAUGGGAUGGUGACACUAGCACCAUUGCAAGGACAUCCUUCUUCAUUAGUGUGAGUCUCGGUACGGGCUGCUGCAAAUGUCCAGAUGUGUUGUCGUGGACU